GGCUUGCUUCCCAGUUCACGAGUUCGAUUGAACAACAUUGUCAAUGUGGAGCUUUCAAACUUAGUCGGGGUACUUGCAAGGAAGAACCAUGUAUAAUGCCGCCUACUGUUCGGUUUUAGGAUUACUUAUGUUUGGACUUUCGCUGAUGAUCAUGGGUGAAGAUGUAUCCAAACCCAAGGCAAAGCGCUACAACGACAAGUCCUUCCCCAAGCACAGCUUAGUUCUGGAUCGCAAUGUGACGUGUGAAGACAUUCCUGAGGAGAAAGUCGGCAAGUUUAUCUCCCACACAUGGACUUGCCACAACAUCAGGGUGGACGGAUACAGGCUGGCGUACGGCUACUUUCCUGGCAUUGGUAUUGACAUCAAGUGUAACGAAACAGGCGGGAAACAUGAAUUUGCACAACUCUGUCGUGAGCUGCUGAGAAAAGUUGCCACAGAUAGACCCCUUCAUGCAUUAUAUAUCCCUGAAGUAUCCUGUGACUACAACAGUGACACCCGUGUGUUGUUGAAUCGGACGUCAGAAGAGGAGUACACAUGGGAAGAGCUUCAACCAGGGAAUGGCUGGGUGGGCACAAUACAGUGCAUGGUCGUACUUCCAGGGAAGUCAUGAAUGCAAACCCUGCUUCCAAGAUAUGCAAGCCCAUCCUGUGCCUAAAGAACGUGUGAUUGUCCUCACCAUAGGGAUGUAUGCCUGUGUCCGUUGCUGGAACUGGCUUGGAUCAUAUUGUGAUCCAGGCUAGUUGUGUGUGAUGUAAUUGAGUGCUAUGUGAUGUAAAGAAUGCAUAUGUAAUCUGUUUUGGUCAUACAUGAUUUAUUUGUGAUCUAAGUCAUGCAUGAUCCAAGUGAGUCAUAUAUAAUCCAAUUAAAUCAAUAUGAUCUAAUUGGAUCACAAUUGAUCUAAUUGGGUCAUACAUGAUCUAAUUGAGUCAUGCAUGAUCCGGGUGAGUCAUAUAUAAUCCAGUUAAGUCAAUAUGAUCUAAUUGGAUCACAUUUGAUCUAAUUGGGUCAUACAUGAUCUAAUAUGUUCUUAUAUGAUCUAAUUGAGUCAUGCAUGAUCCAAGUGAGUCAUAUGAUCCAAGUGAGUCAUAUAUAAUCCUGUUAAGUCAAUAUGAUCUAAUUGGGUCACACAUGAUCUAAUAUGUUCUUAUAUGAUCCAAUUGAGUCAUGGAUGAUCCAAGUUACCAAUAUGAUCACAAUGAGUCAUAUAUGAUCCAAAUGAGAUGAUAUGAUUCAGUUAUAUCAUAUGUGAUCCAAGUCAUACAUGUUCUAACAGAAUCAGGAUCAUAUCUGAUCUCACUGGGUCAUAUGUGAUAUAACUGAGCCAUGCUCAUAACGGAGUCAUGCGUGUUCCCGUAGAAUCCGAUAUGAAUGAAAGGUGUGAGCAACGUGCGUAAUCCAAAUGAAAAAUAUUUUCUAACAAUCAAGCAAGUCAAGUGUCAGUCACAGAAUUUAUAUGUAAAAAAAUAGUAUUUACUACUGGAGAAACCAAACAAAUAGUUUCAUGUAUCAUUCAUUCAAGCAAGUCAAGUGUCCAUCACAAGUUCUAUCUUAGCAAAGAUUUUACUGCCGUGGACUAGGAGUUGUGUAGUAUUAAGUUGAAAAUUAAUAUAAUUGUUUGUUGCCCUGAUGCAACCCAGCAGUAAUCCUGCUAAAGACUUGACCUGCAAACAAUCAAGUCUUGACCAGACAAUCCAGUGAUGCUAUUGUUAAUUUCCAGAGUUACUGUUCUUGGAUUAAGCAGUGACUGGGAUGACAGCUUGAUGACUACCUUUAUGAUAUAGAUAUUAACUUUGACAUAGUCAUUUCAAUCAUAUUCAACUAUGUACAUCAUUGUAUAUAGAGUAAAAUAUUUGUUUUGUACGUGUGUACAGAUUUGGUUGCAAAUGCAACUAAAACUAUAUUAGUGUUUGCUGCACUAUUCACUGUAUCAAGUACCCUGUCAGUGCACCCUGUCUAGCUUCUAAACCAAUCAGUCCAUAAUAUCUAUGAGCAUUCUUCUAAGACCAAACAUUGGCAUCAAUAUUGGCAGCACCAUCACUGACAUUCAAACCAUUUUGACUCAUGACCAGAUCAGCUUCUUUGUAACACAAUACUUCCAUGUAACAUGAGGCAAAUGCUUCAUGACAGCCUCAUUAUCUAUAUGUGUUACAGUUGUAACAAAGGAUGUCAUCUUAGUACCUACUUGCCAUUUACACCUUCAUAUCCAGGUUGUCUCAAAAUGUUUUUAUGUGAAUUUGUUUAUGAAAUCCAGAUUGUUUGGACAACAAAAUGUUGUUUUCAGGAAGUUCAAGACAUGAAUCAGAUGUUUUACUGUCACUUCUAGAGAUGAGACAGUGGGGAAGGUAUCUGAUGAGGGUGUCAAGGGGUGAGUGGCUCAGUUGUCCUUGGCACUACAGUUUCGUGUGCAGUUGUGUUCUUUGAUCCAAUGGUUUCUAUUUCUGGUUUGCCUUGAUUAUGUUUCAAAUUUUGUCACCACCAUACUGGCACUCAUGGAUUUCACCAAAGUGGUGAAUGUGUGAGACCUCCAUCACUUCUGGGUCUCUUCCCACAUUAGGCAGACAUGCUGGGAUUUGAUGUUCAAGGCAGCUUCAAACCCAACUCACUCACUCACCCUGCCACCAUCUGUGGUAAACGUAUUAUGGUAUAAAGCAUUCCCCUACCUUAAAGGAAAUUAACGUUCAGAUGUUUACAAUCAAAUUGAAUACCUACACAUUGAGGACAAUUGUUUCCAUUUUAAAAUGCCUGAUUAUAACCAUUAACCAUAAAAAUUUAGUGUCAGAACUUUAUUGAUCAUAUAUCUAAACUGUGGUUGCAAGCAUGUUAAUUUUUUGUUUGAACUUCAAUGUAUGUUCAGCUGUAAAAAUAGUUGUUAUUGAAUAUGCAUCUUCAAAGUGGUAGAAAACAGUUACAUGACUUCCCAGCUCGGGCUCAGUAAUAAGUCACCAAGAGUAGUCUCCCUUCAACAUGGCUUCUCUUUCCUCAUAGACAAUGUUUUGCUAAAACAGUGUAUUGUCCAAUAAGAAAAAUGUGACGAUUAACAUGGACCGAAGAAGAAAUAUAUUUCAUAGGAAAUACAGCUUAUGAUGUAACCUGUCACAUCAGCAAACUGAGGGACUGAAGUAGGUUUAUCUGCACAAGCACUUUAUCAAAUGGGCUAAACCACCACCUCUGGGAACACUUCAGAUUAUGUUGUCAAAACUGUUCAUAUUCAUAUUCAGUAAAAUGUAGCACCUACAUGUAUUGUGGAUGUCAUAGUUCCCAUAUACUGGAAUAUGUCAGUGUUUAGAAGUUGUCAUUCAAUUCCGUUUUAUGAUGAUCUUAAAUAAUAGAUAGGUAUAUAUGCAUGCAUGCAUUCUUAAGAUAUAUAUGAUCUUAAAUUAUAUAUGUGUGCAUGCAUUCUAUAUAUAUAUUGAAUAAAAUAUCAUUGACACUGUUGUGUAGUGUAUACUUGAUUCAAAGUGUCAAUAUAUGUCUGUUAUUGAUAAUGGAAGCCAGUUGUGUGAAUCCUGAGCGUGAUAGUUUGAACGGUGUUGGGAACAUCCAUUUGAUUUCUGUGGGAGAGGAAUGUGUAGUUUGUCAUUAAAAUAUGCUGAAUGGUUUGGUAGCAGUGGUGAAACAAUUAGCAGUUUCUUAGUGGAAAAUCAUUUUUAUGUUAUUAUUGAACAUCAAUAGAUAAUUUGGUGCUCAGUAAAAAGUAGUUUGUUGGAGAAUAGUAGAAUUGUUCCUAAUCAAUCCCGUAAUCAAAAUGAAAGCUUUGUUAGAGAUAAACUUUGAUUUGCUAUGUUAGUAACAUUUCAGUUACAUUUUCAAAUUUAAUUUGUGAACAUCAUCAUUUUUUAUUUGAAUUGUUUUUUGUCAAUUUUAGCCUUUUAGACCUAGUUUUGUUUUCUUUUUAGUUGUAUUUAAGGUUUUAAGAUAUGGAACAUGUGGAUUUAAAAUUUCCACUUUCAAAUACCAAAGAUGGCUAGUUCACUUUGUAGAUGUAUUCAGUCACAAGUCAAUCUGUUUGCUGUUGCCACAUGAAAUGUGAUGACGGUAAACAUAGUCGAUGUAUUAUUGGGCCUGUU
Messenger RNA from Haliotis rubra (blacklip abalone), 4067 nucleotides. RefSeq lists its product as uncharacterized. The transcript is spliced from 4 exons. The record is from RefSeq and is a predicted model, not a curated record. NCBI's taxonomy places the organism in Eukaryota, Metazoa, Mollusca, Gastropoda, Lepetellida, Haliotidae. Bases 89 to 610 code for a protein of 173 amino acids.